This is a messenger RNA of Xiphophorus maculatus (southern platyfish), 1034 nucleotides long. RefSeq names its product ovarian cancer G-protein coupled receptor 1-like. NCBI's taxonomy places the organism in Eukaryota, Metazoa, Chordata, Actinopteri, Cyprinodontiformes, Poeciliidae. Gene Ontology annotation, molecular function: G protein-coupled receptor activity. Gene Ontology annotation, cellular component: membrane. The record is from RefSeq and is a predicted model, not a curated record. Gene Ontology annotation, biological process: G protein-coupled receptor signaling pathway.
UUAUAUGGAUUGCUGAGCAGAUCUGAGAGUUUUCCGGACACGGUUCAUUCAGGACCUGUCUCUGUGGUGUCAGGAUGAACUCCACGCUCCUCUCCUGCAGCUCCAACUCCUCAGUGGAGCAGAACAUGUACCCCACCGUCUACUCUUUAUUCUUUAUCGUGGGGUUUCCAGCCAACUGCCUGUCUCUGUUUGUAGCCUGGAAGCUGGCGCUGCAGGGGAACAACAUGGCGGUCUACCUGGUCAGCCUGUGUGUUUCGGACCUGCUCUACACGGUCACUCUGCCUGUUUGGAUCGGGAUGGCGCAGCGCUGGAACGUCUCUGAUCAACUGUGUGGUGUGAUGUAUCUGAUCAUGUACAACAGCUUCUACGUUGGCUCGGGUCUGCUCUGCUGCAUCUCUGUGGACCACUACCUGGCCGUGGUCUACCCGCUGCACUUCCACUGGGUCAGAGAGGUCAGGGCCGCAGUUCUGCUGAGCGCUGCCGUCUGGCUCCUGGAGAUUUUUCUUCACAUUGUCUUGCUUCACCACAUGGGGGCGUUGCAGUCAUUCAACUUGUGCCACCAGCCGAUGCCACUGACUUGGAAGGACGUCGAUGUUGCCCUGGUUCGGGUGGUGCUCAGCUUCCUGUUUCCUCUGGUCGUCAUGACGAUGUGCUUCUAGCAGAUCAUGCAGUCGCUCAGACAGAGCCGCUCCGUCCUGGAGGAAGAGCGGCGGAAAGUCAGGCUGCUGCUGCUCACAUACGUCGCCUCCUUCGUGCCCUACCAGACCGUCAUGUUCCUGCGGGUCGUCCUAGAGCCGGGGGCCUGCGGCUGGGCCAGCGGCCUUAGAGACCCGUACCUGGUCACGGUCGCCAUGACGACCCUGAACAGCACUCUGGAUCCCAUCAUCUACUGUUUAAUUGAUGAGAGCGCCAAGAGAGAGAUUUUGAGAGUGAUAAACAGAGGGAGAAGUUUCAUCAAAAGAGCGACACGGAUCCAAGCAGUUUCCUGAAUUCCUCUUCUGCUAACCUGCAUCCAUAUUUAGUUUUAUAUCAAA